AUGCCAGUGAGAAAGAGGAGGAGGACGGACAGUUUUGAGAAGCUGCCUUCUUGUCAUUUCUGUGACUGGAGUGGCAGCUCAAAACAAGAUGCCUACGAGAGAAGUGCUGAGGACAUUCUGAACCGGUAUGAAAUCGGCAGAAAGCUUGGUGAGGGAGGAUUCGGAUGUGUCUAUGAAGGAAAACGCCUGAAGGAUGACCUUGAGGUGGCAGUGAAAAUUGCCAGAAAGCCACGGAACAUGAAAUACAUCUCCAUUCCUGGUCAUCCCGCACCCCUUCCAUUAGAGGUCGGCCUGUUGAUCCUUGAUAACAGGGGUUCCAAAGUUCCAGAGAUCAUUGAGCUGCUGGACUGGCAGGACCAACCAGACCAAUACAUCAUGGUCUUGGAGCGUCCCUCACACUGCCAAGAUCUGUGUGGUUUUUUGGAGCGUCGCGGCGGCACCCUCAAUGAGGACACAGCACGGUAUAUAAUGACGCAGGCAACAAUGGCCGCUGACAUGUGCUGUUGCCGUGGAGUUUUCCACCGUGACAUUAAGUUGGAGAACCUGCUGAUAAACACAGAUACACUUGAGGUCAAACUGAUUGACUUCGGGUGCGGGGAUCUCCUGCAUGAAUCCGCCUAUGGCAUCUUCUGUGGCACUCGAGAGUACUAUCCACCUGAGUACUUCACAGAUGGCAAGUACCACGGUAAACCAGCUACUGUGUGGUCUCUGGGAGUGCUCUUAUUCGUGCUGGUGUGUGGACGCUUUCCAGAACCCAGAGACGUGCAGAUGAUCCAUGACGACAUCUGGUCUGAGCCUGGCUUGUCAAAUGGUAAGAUCGCAUUCAUCACAACAAAGAAGACCAACUGUAAUUUAAAACAUACAAAACAAAGAAACAAGGAAAAACUAACACCCCAGCCAAGUGGCUUUAUAAAAGAUGGAUAA
Ctenopharyngodon idella (grass carp) is the source of this 924-nucleotide messenger RNA. Its product is annotated as serine/threonine-protein kinase pim-2-like. NCBI's taxonomy places the organism in Eukaryota, Metazoa, Chordata, Actinopteri, Cypriniformes, Xenocyprididae. Gene Ontology annotation, molecular function: protein serine/threonine kinase activity; ATP binding. Gene Ontology annotation, biological process: negative regulation of apoptotic process; protein autophosphorylation; regulation of mitotic cell cycle. Bases 1 to 924 code for a protein of 307 amino acids. The transcript is spliced from 5 exons. The record is from RefSeq and is a predicted model, not a curated record. Gene Ontology annotation, cellular component: cytoplasm.